Messenger RNA from Thermothelomyces thermophilus ATCC 42464, 1863 nucleotides. RefSeq lists its product as uncharacterized. The transcript has a single exon. Bases 1 to 1863 code for a protein of 620 amino acids. The record is from RefSeq and is a predicted model, not a curated record. NCBI's taxonomy places the organism in Eukaryota, Fungi, Ascomycota, Sordariomycetes, Sordariales, Chaetomiaceae.
AUGUUGGAUCAGCUCUCGGUUCUAUCAACCUGUGAGAGGCAGCGUAUCGCCGGGGACCAAGGGGAUGAGACUUUUCUUGGUGGACAAGACGAGCAGCAGAGCGGAUGCCCAGAAGAGAGUGACGACGUGCCCGACGUUCCCAAGUCCUGGAUUCUCCCGCCUUCCGCCGAUGUUGGCAACAAGCGGUUUCACGAUGCCCUGGAGACCAAACCCCCGUCAGGGGGUGAGGGUCCAACAGCCGAGUCACAUCCUCCCGACAGCCUGGACCCGACUGCUACGCGGCAGCAUGGCGAACAUACACCGAAAACCUUACCAGAUGAGAAGCCAGACAAUAGACGAGAAGAAGCUGGUUUUGGAGGUGAGUCCCAAGACGGCGGUCUAGAUGAUGUUGAUGAUUACCUGGACGCAGAACAGCAGAGCCAGGACCACUCAGGCCUGCGGUCUCCUUACGGACACCCGCCGUCCACUCUAGACAAGGAACUUGCGUUGUCCGGCGAAUUGUCGGACGACAGCUCUUCUUAUUAUUCUGGCGCUACAUCACUGGAUGUCUCGCACGUUCCUGAGGACGAUCUCUCCCGUUGGACCUCUUCAAGCGAGGAGAAGAACUCCAGCGAGGUGCCGGCCGGCCAGUCCUCAACGCAGCCUCAAAAAUGCCUAGGCGAGUCAGCAGGUGAUAGCAAACGGUGUCGGAAACCUGAGAAGCCGUCUCAUGCUGGCUCAUCUGACCCGGUUAGAAUCGAUGGGCGAGUGGACGGCGGAGACGAGGAAAAAGACAACGAGGAUGACCAGGCGCUUGAGCCAUCAGCCGCCGCUUUACCUUACACUCCCAAGGAGACCGGGAAGCAAGGGGGGGAUCCUGGGAGAAAAUCCGGAGAGGUACCCUCCCCGGACACAGGGAGCCCAUCGCGCGCGCGCUCGCCGGCUAUCGGACGACCAGCCCUCUCGGUUUCCCCUCCCACGGCAACGUGCGGAGCCGAAGACCGCCCACCUCCUCUGUUUCUGAUCCUGAGCGACGAAGACGCCCGCUUCGCCCCUUUUUCCGGAGAGGGUGCCCCCCGGCCCGGCGAGUCCAGGACGGAUGUCAUGGUGCGGGACCAGAUCGCUCGGUGCGAGGCGAUCCGCGGGCAGCCCUUGAACGACGAGGAGAAAGAGGUCAUCCGUUCUUACUACAGGGAGAUGAACCAGCGGCGCGCACCCCGGGAGACCAGCGAGCCGACAAAAGUCCACUCGGUCGCCGAACUGGCCAAGCUCGAGGACCUUGCAGGACCGCCAGGAUCCAACUCGGAGGCUGAUGGCAGCAGCAAUCGCGGGAUUCACGGAGGGUCGUCUCCGGCCUCCGAUGGGGGGGUACCCGGGGUUACCAACGAUGACUAUGACGACGACAGCAACACAGUCCAGCCUUCCAAGCUCCUAAACAUGAUCCGGGAUCUCGAGGCCCGCUUCAAGGACGCCGCGGGUCAGCUCAUGCGGGAGAAACAGGAGACGGAGAAAAGGCUUGAGAAGUUAGAGAAGGAGCUCCAAGAUGUCAGGGCCGUCCUCAACGAGCCUGCUGUCGGUGGGAGUGGUUCCGACUCGGGUGCGGCGGGAUACACGCAUGCGUGGGGCGGACAGGCCCUGCAGGCAAACGGCCUCAGCUUCACCCCUACCCUCGUUGUGGCCGCCAUGGUGGCGCUGGUCUGGCUCGUGACCGAGGCUAUGCUGCAUAGCAAGCGGCUGUCGGACGGGUACGGCCCGUUCAUCAACGGAGGCUACAAUGGGUUGGCCAGUGUGGUCGUUUUUGGCACGUGGACCCAGUUCAUCCUCUUCAUCAUUGUCUCUACGUACUUGGGAGUUGUUUCGGUUCUGGGGACACUGAGAAGGUGA